AAGCGGGGCAAACCCGCCGCCUUCCCCGGGGGCGGCCCGGUGGCCAGCCCCGCUCCGGGAGGGAAAACCCGCAAAGCCCGGUUGGCGCUGUCAAAAUCACAACACCGGAGCCCUUUCCCGCCGGGGCCGGGCCGGUGGCAGCUCCCGGCCGGAAGCGGAAGCUCCGUGGCGGCGGCGGCAAAAGCGGGCGGCGGUGGCAGUAUAAGCGGGUCGGUGCUGGGCGGCGUGCUGGCAAAAAUGUCCGCAGUAUGCGACUUCGUUGCACUCAAUACUGGGCAGAAGAUGCCUCUCAUAGGACUGGGAACUUGGAAAAGUGAACGUGGCCAAGUGAAAGAAGCGGUGAAAUAUGCCCUAGGCGUGGGUUAUCGCCACAUCGAUUGUGCAGCUGCUUACAGCAAUGAGGUGGAGAUCGGUGAGGCUUUCCAGGAAUGCCUUGGGCCCAACAAGGUUAUUAAAAGGGAGGACCUGUUUGUAACAUCAAAGCUCUGGAAUACCAAGCACCACCCAGAUGAUGUAGAGCCAGCGCUAAGGAAAACACUUGGGGAUUUGAAACUGGAUUACCUGGACCUGUACCUCAUGCACUGGCCUCAUGCCUUUGAACGAGGGGACAAUCUGUUCCCGAAGAAUCCUGACAAUACGAUGCGGUAUGAUUACACUGAUUACAAGGAUACCUGGAAGGCUAUGGAGAAGCUGGUAGAAAAAGGUCUUGUGAAAGCCAUUGGGCUGUCAAAUUUCAACAGUCGUCAGAUCGAUGAUGUACUAAGUGUGGCUACUGUCAAACCAGCUGUGCUCCAGGUAGAAUGCCAUCCUUACCUAGCCCAGAAUGAGCUGAUAGCUCACUGCCAGAAACGAGGGCUCGUUGUCACUGCCUACAGUCCCCUGGGCUCUCCAGAUCGCAUGUGGAAACACCCAGAUGAGCCUGUGCUGCUAGAAGAAGCUGGGAUCAAAAAACUGGCAGAAAAAUACAGCAAGUCACCUGCACAGAUCAUCCUCAGAUGGCAAGUGCAACGUAAAGUGGUUGCCAUUCCCAAGAGUGUCACUCCCGCUCGCAUUCAGCAGAAUGUCCAGGUGUUUGAUUUCAGCCUCACAGAAGAGGAGAUGAGCCACAUUGGAAGCCUGAACAAAAACUGGCGUUACAUUGUGCCAAUGAUUACGGUGAAUGGAAAGCUAGUAGCAAGAGAUGCCGGACAUCCCCAUUACCCCUUCAAUGACCCCUAUUAAUUAUUAGAAAAUCAGGUGUCAGAAUAACUCCUCUGCGUGCUCUUCCAAAGUAAUUUUCACCACAAUUUGUCAAAAAAAUCUGUCCAAAUCAAACCUUCCUUCCUGAGUGGAUUUACUUACAAUGUACUGCUUCUAAUUGACUUCCUUUUUGGAGAUACUGUAGCUUCCGUGUCAAAGUUUGUAGAUUUAUUACAAUAAUUAAAAAAACCAAGCAUCAAAUCUUUUGGGGAUUAGGUAAAGAGUGGGGGAGUCGAAAUCAAGUUCCAAAGGUGCCAUUGCCAGGCUAAGGCAACAUUUUGGGUUUACUGCCUGUGAACCAGUUUUGAAAGCUUUAGUUAUGACUGACCAUGAAGAAAAAAAAAAAGCAUGAAAGCAUUUUAAGACUAAACACCUGCUCAGCCAUCAACUUUGAUAUCUUUAUUAAUAUUUUUUAAUACAGGAAACAAAAUGUGCUACAGGUGCACCGUGUCCAUAAACCAUUCAUUAAAACCCAAGUAGCCAGCUAUGCCCAGUGCUUUUCAUCCACUUUAGAGUACUUGUGGAACCUAAAAUUCUCUAUUUUCUUUUUCUUUUAAUUUGCAUGUAGAUUUGAGGAGAAUAAAUGCAUACCCUGGAGCAGGCCUUCAGGGCAAUCCUCUCUGUUGCUUGCCACAUGGAUAGGUUUCAGCUCUGACAAUAGCUCUGAUUGUUCUGUCACAAAAGCCUCAAGAACUUUUUAGCAAGUCUUGUGGAAAAACAUCCUGCUUUGACUGUGAAGUUACCCAGUUCUCUUUACCAAACAUGUCUGCUUUAAGUUCUGGAAGGUCACAAAAUUAGUUCCUGACUGUACAGUAAGAGCAAAGACCCGUCAGAGGGCCUUUCCCAUUUUAAUGUCUCAUUUUUGAUUGCUGCCUGGGCGGAUGCUUGGGACAGCCAGUCCCAUCUCCUGUUCUACAGCUGACCUGCUGGUAACACCAGGCAAGCGAUCUGCCUUUCCUGUGCCUGUUUCCCCCCUGCCUUGUCUCUGUGUCAUUCCCUGGCAGGGACUAAUUUACUGAGUGCUGAUACGCUGUGGAGCAGGACUGGAGCUCCAGCACUGACAAGAGUUUUAUUUUGUUUUUCUCUCUUGGUGGAUUAUCCAGCCUUCUGAGCACCAAGAGCCUGAGGUGUUAGCUCAGGGCUCUGAUACCUUCCGUGGCCUUAGCAACGUUAACCCUUUAUUUUGGUUUUCUCUACCUGUAAAAUAGGAUUAAUGCUCCAUUGCCUCGGUGCAGACAGGGGUAACAAGGCGGAGUUUUCUAAGGGCCUCUGGGAUUUAAAACAAAGGAACUCUUUCAGAUCUGUCGAUGCUGCUCAGAGGACUCCUCCUUGGCUGCUGGAUAAAGCGAGCUUAACUGGCUGUAAGCAAAUUAAAGAAUGGUCAUUUUUUAUUUUUCCCAUAGCGAUAAGAAACAUAGAAUUACAGAAAUAAUCCUCUGAAUCCAAAUAGUUCAAAAAUUAAAGAAUUGGAUUCUUUUAAGUUUUGAUAACCUCCUUUAUGUUGGGCCUGUAGUAACUCUAUAUUCGCCCCAAGUGUAAUGUCUCCUCAAGUAUUUCCUGCCCUGGGCCUCGCAGCGCGGGGCUGGGCUGGAGGAAACCUCUUCAUUGCUUUUUGUAAUCCUUAGGUAAAAUUUAAAGAAUUUCUGUUCCUGGGUAAAGCGUUUCCUAAAUCCUGCUGAAUUUCCCUCGGUGGGGAAAGCCAUUACAGCUCAGUUAAGAUUCUUUAGGAGACUGGAGGUUUUCUUCUGAAGGAAAUGAAAUCCCUGGUGAGUUUGGUUUUUUUUUUUGUUAUUCUAAUAGCACAGGGGUGACUUUGAAUAGUCUUGGCUGCCAAUCCCUAGGGAAGCAAUUUUGAGCCUUCACAGCAGCCAUCCUGCCAGGAAAAGUGGCUUUUGUUGCAUGUAUUCCCACUUGCAUGUCUUCAAUAAAUACUGUACUCUGUGUGUGACUCUCA
Molecule: messenger RNA, 3193 nt
Organism: Calidris pugnax (ruff)
Lineage: Eukaryota; Metazoa; Chordata; Aves; Charadriiformes; Scolopacidae
Gene: AKR1A1
Product: aldo-keto reductase family 1, member A1 (aldehyde reductase)
Exons: 9
Coding region: 238-1221 (327 amino acids)
Biological process (GO): aldehyde catabolic process
Cellular component (GO): cytosol
Molecular function (GO): aldose reductase (NADPH) activity
Source: RefSeq, a predicted model, not a curated record